CGAGCCGGUCCAGCCAGCCAUACUACGCGUAGCCGCCAGCCUUAUGGGCCGCGAGACCUUAUCCUCUUGCCCCUAUAAAACCCGACGCGCCCGCGCUGCAAAUCCGGCGCUCCCUCCACGCAAACUCUGAAACCCGUGCGCCACUCGCCGCUCGGCCAUGGCACUGCACCGACGUGGCGGCGUCGUGUCGAUGCUGCCGCCGCUUCUUCUCCUGGUGCUCUCGAUGAUGAGCUGGUGCUGCGGCGGGGGCGCCGCGGCGCGGCCAGCACCUCCGUCGCCGUCCCCGGACCCUGUGCCGGGCUUCGUGAGGUCGUGGUGCGCGGGGACGGAGUACCCGGCGCUGUGCGACGCGACGCUGGCGCCGUACGCGGCGGCAGUCGGGUCCAGCCCGGCGCGCCUGUCGUGGGCGGCGCUGACGGCGGCGCGGGGCGGCGCGCGGGCGGCGACGGCCGCGGUGAAGGCGGUGGCGGCCGCGGGCCACCUGGCGCCCGCGGCCGCCGAGGCCGCACGGGACUGCGUCAGCAUGCUCGGGGGCGCCGAGGACCUGCUGCGGCAGUCCGCGGAGGCCAUGGCCCGGCUCGGGAAGGAGGAGCGGCGCCGGGGCGGGCAGGCCGCGAGCAGCCGCCGGGACGCGCGGUUCGAGGUGGGCAGCGUGCAGGCGUGGGCGAGCGCGGCGCUGACGGACGGCGACAUGUGCGUGGAGGGGUUCAGGGCGGAGGCCGCGGGCGGCGGCGGCGUGAGGGAGGCCGUGCGCGGGCACGUCGUCGGCGUCGUGCACCUCACGGCCAACGCGCUCGGCAUCGUCAACGCCAUGGCCAAGAAGAUGCCCUAACCAAAGGUGGUGUUGUUGGUUGUUGCCCUCGUGUAUAUAGGCAUGUACUGAUGUACAUGCCGUGUGCCUUGUGCAUACGUACGUAUAGUAUCGUAUUUUAUACGUUUCUCUGCGUCUGCGCUGUUCGCCGUCUGAGCGAGAAUGAUCAUAGCGGUCGUAGAGCUUGAUCGCAUCUGAUUCUUGUGACGUGUUGGUGGGUGGCAUUGGCAAUGGAAAACCCACGGACUGGCUGUCGUGUACCGCACCCGUGCCUGGACAGUGUUACAAGUUUCGUGUCUCGUCCAUGGAUUUUUAUGAUAUAUAUAGUACAUGCAUUGUUAUUCAGUUUUAUAAA
Molecule: messenger RNA, 1166 nt
Organism: Panicum virgatum (switchgrass)
Lineage: Eukaryota; Viridiplantae; Streptophyta; Magnoliopsida; Poales; Poaceae
Product: pectinesterase inhibitor 9-like
Exons: 1
Coding region: 158-832 (224 amino acids)
Biological process (GO): negative regulation of catalytic activity
Molecular function (GO): enzyme inhibitor activity
Source: RefSeq, a predicted model, not a curated record